AUGACGGUUUGUACCGAUUCUCAUGGAUUGGCACAAUCGAAGUUUGCCUUUAUGGGUGAGGGUUACAUGAAAAAGGUUCGAGAUACUUUGAAUUCUUUGAGGCAAAUCUACCUAAUGGAAUUAGCUCUCUAUGCUGAUACUAUCACUGUAGACUAUGACCUAUGGAGGCAACGACGAGUGAAGAGUCAAGUAACCCCAUCGAUUGAUGAAGCUUGCCAGAAUCCGUUCUUAGAAAAAAUCCCAUCCGAGUUAGAAAUUGCAAAACAUAAAUUUGAACGUGAAAAAGCCAAACUGUUGCAAGAUAUUAGUUCUCUCCAAGAGGAGAACUACCAGCUGAAGAUUGAUGUCGAAAUUGAAAAAUCCAGAACCGAAAAAGUCCAAAAAGAGGUUGAAGUUACAAGAAAGGAUUUAAGGGACCUUCAUUUGGAAAACAAGAAAUUAAGGGGCACUAUAAGAAAUAGUGGAUUGGGCAAAGCAUCAGCAGAAUGGAAGGAGGAAUUAAGCAAUAUCAAAGGUGGGAUGGAAUUCUGGAAAGCCAAGUCUGAGCAUCAAGAGCUAAAAGGAAAAAUUCGAAGUCUAGAAAGUACACUGCAAGCUCAUCAGCAACAUUUGGAUGACCUCUUGAGAGCUUUAGAAGAGAAGAAUGGCCAGCAUGACAGAGAUGUUCGCGCCUAUAAAAGAGCCCUCCAAGAAAAGGAUAUGCAUAUCGGCAAUUUGAUCAAUGAAAUUCGUAGGGCGGCUGCGCAUGUAGUACAUUUGUCAGAUGAAGCGGAAGUUCUCAGUUGCCAAUACCCUCCAAGCCAAAGAUCAAGCAUAUCGGAGUUCCUGGAACGUAUAAAGAAGCAAUGCGAUGUGGCUAAGAAGACGCGCUUAAGAGCUAGAACUAUGGAUGCCGAACUCAAUGAAAGGAUGGAAAGGAUGGAAAGAAACCAAAGAGAGUUGCAGGAGCAACUGGCCAAGUCGCAGCAAGAGGCAAGAGAUUUGAUGGUGAGAUCUCGAGAGGAAUCGCUAGAGCAAAGGGAUCAAAUGGCCAAAAUGAUGGAAAUGAUGACGGCCUUGGUCAAAUGA
This is a messenger RNA of Gossypium raimondii (Peruvian cotton), 1068 nucleotides long. RefSeq lists its product as uncharacterized. Bases 1 to 1068 code for a protein of 355 amino acids. Lineage: Eukaryota; Viridiplantae; Streptophyta; Magnoliopsida; Malvales; Malvaceae. The transcript has 3 exons. The record is from RefSeq and is a predicted model, not a curated record.